AUGCAGCCAAAUAGUACCGACCACCGUAGGUCGGUGAUCAUCCUCUACGGCACCGAAACCGGCACAUCUCAAGAUUUUGCUGAAGAAGUCAGCCGGUGCCUCCAGCGACUGAGGUUCGAUACAGAGGUCGUAGGUCUGGACGAUGUUGUAUACGGUGAUCUCCAUUCCUACAUGCUCACGGUCUUCGUUGUCGCCACCACUGGACAGGGUGACUUUCCCGAGAAUGCUCGGAAGUUUUGGACCAGCCUCCUACGCAAGAAGCUUCCGCCCACCACUCUCGCAGGCAUACAAUAUGGUCUAGUUGGCCUUGGAGACAGUUCAUACCCGAAAUUCAACUUCGCGGCUCGGAAACUAGAAAAGCGACUCGGACAGCUUGGGGCAGUCCCGUUGAGUGAGUCUUGCGAGGCGGACGAGCAAGGUGAUGAAGGUACUGAUGGUGCUGUCCUUGCUUGGCUCGAGCAAUUCAGACAAACCGUCCUGACGAGAUUCCCACUGCCUGAAGGCCAAACACCUAUCGCGAACGACGUUCCUCUACCCAGCAAAUGGCGGUUGAAACAGAGCCAUACCAGCACCGACGAUGGAUCACCCGAUUUGUCGGAUGUGCAAAGUCAAGCCCACAAACCCUCGGCUUCCCAGCUUCUCGAAGCGACGCUGAUAAAGAACGAGCGUGUCACGCCACUUGAUCACUUUCAGGACGUGCGAUUCAUGGUUUUAAAGACUCCUCAAACAGUUGAUUACGCACCAGGCGAUGCCAUCGCCAUACUGCCCCAAAACAUGCCCAAAGACGUCACAUUCCUCAUUGAGCGCAUGAAUUGGCAGGAUGUUGCAGACAAUCCAAUCCAUUUCAUCUCAACAAGCGCAUCAUCGACCUCUACUCCUACCCACUUCGCAACGAACCCGAUUUACAGGCGUAGGGGUCUCACUCUCCGAACACUUUUGACCGAGCAUUUGGACAUCAAUGCCAUACCACGACGGUCGUUCUUCGCAGCAAUAGCAAACUACACUAGCGACAGCAUGCACAAGGAACGGCUGGUUGAGUUCACUGAUCCUCAAUAUCUGGACGAAUACUACGACUACGCCACCCGUCCGAGACGAAGCAUCCUCGAGAUCCUCCAAGAAUUCGACUCUGUCCAGCUUCCGUGGGAAGAAGUGACGAACAUCUUCCCAGCCAUGCGCCCACGCCAAUUCAGCAUCGCGAGCGGCGGCAGACUAAAGCACCUGGACGACGGCUCUACCGUAUUCGAGCUGCUGAUCGCGAUCGUCAAGUACAGGACCGUCAUCAAGCGGAUUCGCGAAGGCGUGUGCACGCGGUACCUGGCACAACUACCCGUCGGCACCAAGCUGCCGGUCUCGCUUAAAACAGAAGGUCGCUUCUCAAAGGCAUCAGACAUGGCCGGGACCCGCCACCUCCUCAUUGGCGCCGGGACCGGCAUCGCGCCUCUACGUGCGCUCAUCUACGAAAAAGCCGCACGACGUCCCGUUGCAGGAAAGUCGGCACUGGUGUUUGGCUGCCGCAGUGAGAAGGCAGACUUCUUCUUCCGUGACGAGUGGCCGUCGCUGCUGUCCUCGUCCGAGCACGACGAAACAGGACUGGAAGUCGUCACUGCGUUCUCGAGAGACCAGAAAGGAAAAAUCUACAUCCAAGACAGGAUCCGGGAGCGCAGUAGUCUCGUCUGGGAAUACCUGCGCGAGCGGCAUUCCGCCGUCAUCGUCUGCGGCUCCUCUGGCCAGAUGCCGAAAGCCGUCAGACAGGCGUUGGUCGAUGCGCUUACUGAACAGGCGCAGAAGAGACGCUCUGAAAAGCCGUCGAACGAGCAUACUGAACAUCCAGCCUCAGACGACGAGGUUGAAGAUCCAAUUGAAAGCCACGAGGAUGCAGAGAAGUACCUGGCGAGACUGGAGAGGGGAGGACGAUAUAAACAAGAGACGUGGUCAUGA
Molecule: messenger RNA, 1938 nt
Organism: Exophiala spinifera
Lineage: Eukaryota; Fungi; Ascomycota; Eurotiomycetes; Chaetothyriales; Herpotrichiellaceae
Exons: 1
Coding region: 1-1938 (645 amino acids)
Cellular component (GO): cytosol
Molecular function (GO): FMN binding; NADPH-hemoprotein reductase activity; flavin adenine dinucleotide binding
Source: RefSeq, a predicted model, not a curated record